GGCAUUCUUCUCAUGUUCGAGCAAUAAUCGACACAAUCAAAUCGAAGCUUACAGGUCAAGUUGCCUUGUCUUGAACAAGACUUCUUCCCGCAAGCAUACUCCAGAUUGUUCCCUCAAAGCAGAAAGCCACAAACUCAGGCCCGCGCUUUCUCUCCAGCAAACUGGUAAGGCAAGCAGAGGAGCGACCUUAUAACCUUCAUUCGACACAUCGACAACUGCCACCAUAACCUUGUUACUCUUUCACAUCCCACUCACUUCCGAACUCACUCACUUUCCAUCACAAUGGGAGGCAGCACCUUCACCAAGGCUUCCGCCGAUGGCGCGCCAACCCUCUACACUCCGCGCAUGACUCCCAAAGUCUACGCUCAACUCAAAUCGACUUGCAUCGAGCGCCUUCAGGAAGUCCUCCCAGACCAUCAAAUCUCCGCUCUCAUCGAGGCACCAGAGAAGAAAGACUACGGCGACCUCGACAUCAUCAUCGCUCAUGAUGGUCCUGUCAACACCAUGGAACUGGCCCGCCACGUCGGCGCUCACGGUCUGAUCAAGCACAGCACCGGCGAGAACCAGAGCUUCAGCCUCGCGGUUCCUCAGGACAUGGUCCGAAGCGUCGAGGACCGCGACCCGGUCAUCUACCAGCAUCGUCACAAGACCGACACCUCCAUCACAGAGAACCAUCCACCCGCUCCACUCAGCACCAAAGUCUACGCUCAGAUUGACGUCCACAUCGUCAACACUGCCGACUACGACUGGCACAUCUUCUACUCUUCCUACGGUGAUCUGAACAUCCUGCUCGGCCACAUCGUUCGUCAGCACGGCUUUUCGCUCACCGACAAGGGUCUCUUCCUCCGCCUCCCCGAGUACGAUGCCGCCAAAGAGCUCGACGCGGAGCGUACAACUCCUCACCUCAACAUCGAAGACACUCUGGGCAAGCUCUUCCUCUCCAACGAUCCCGUCGAAGUCAUGGACUUCCUCGGACUCGAUCCAAGCCGCUACUACGACGGCUUCACCACGGUCAAAGACUUCUUCGACUGGCUCUCCAUGUCCCGUCUCGUCGAUUCCACGACCGUGGGUGGCCACUCCGACCAGCCAUCCACCAAAACCAGCGCGAAACCCCGCUCCCUCAAACGUCCCCUCUUCACCAGCUUCCUCGACGACUAUCUGCCAAAGAAGUUCAAGCACAUUUCAACCGCAAACGGCACCAACUCAAAAGAAGUCGUCGCAUGCGAGACCUGCAAACAGCCUGUUCCCUCUUCCAUCCCGUCCCGCCCCGUCCUCCACCGCGAAGCAGUCGCCUCAUUCGCCCGCAAAUCCGCCUACACCGACCUGCACACCAAACUCAUCCACACCAUCUCCAACCAAGAAGCCGACCAUUUCCUCAAACCCAUCAUCGCCAAAUACAGCAAUUCGACGGAUCGGAAGAAGAUUGGCGAGAUCUUGCGGGCGAUGCAGAGGUGGGUUGGCGUGGGCGAGUGCUGCGGGAAGAUGAGCGUGUUGGAGGAGCCGCAUGGGAUUGGAGAGUCGCAGUUGGGACGGUUGGUGGAUGGGAGUCGUAGGGAGGUGGUGUUGAGGGAUGAGGCGGGGGUGGAGGUGUGGGUGAAGGAGCAUUGGGAUGAGGUGAAGGGGAUUGAGAGGCAGAGGGUUAAGAGGGAGAGAGAGGGGAAGGAAUUGAAGGAGGGAUGA
Zymoseptoria tritici IPO323 is the source of this 1680-nucleotide messenger RNA. RefSeq lists its product as uncharacterized. The record is from RefSeq and is a predicted model, not a curated record. The transcript has a single exon. The coding region runs from base 283 to 1680 and encodes 465 amino acids. NCBI's taxonomy places the organism in Eukaryota, Fungi, Ascomycota, Dothideomycetes, Mycosphaerellales, Mycosphaerellaceae.